Culicoides brevitarsis is the source of this 1991-nucleotide messenger RNA. Its product is annotated as glycoprotein 3-alpha-L-fucosyltransferase A-like. NCBI's taxonomy places the organism in Eukaryota, Metazoa, Arthropoda, Insecta, Diptera, Ceratopogonidae. The record is from RefSeq and is a predicted model, not a curated record. Gene Ontology annotation, cellular component: membrane. Gene Ontology annotation, molecular function: fucosyltransferase activity. The transcript has 3 exons. Bases 80 to 1384 code for a protein of 434 amino acids.
CAAAUCAGAAAAUGAGUUCGAUUUAAAUAGUUUGUGAAUUCUAUAUAGCUAUAAGUUGCAGAAAGAGAGAAAGUAAAAUAUGAGAGUCAAAUUUCUUCGUUUAUUAUUGGCACUUUAUAUUCCAGUAACUGUGAUUAUUAUUAUCUUCUUUAAAUACGAUACAAACAAAACUUUUGAAAGGGUUUUUAGAAUAACAACAAAAUCAAAUGUUGAUGAGUUUUCGAAUCAAACAUUAAUGCCAAAAAUGAAUCAAUCUCAUAAGUUGUAUUAUUUUAAGAAAAAAGAUCUCUUCACAAGUGUUGAUAUCACGCAAUUAGCUCUCCUACCAAAAGAGGAUCCUAUAAGCGAUCGUCUUGCCAAUCAGCUGAUGUACAUGCCUCCAAAUUAUGAAAAAUAUUCAAGAAAUUUGACAAUUGAUAAUUAUAAGAAAAUUUAUUUGGAUAAUGGACCUGAUGCAUUUUAUGAUGUUAAGUAUGGUACGACUAACUUCAAAGAUUGUCCCGUUUAUACCUGUAACAUUAUCAAAAAAAUUGCUGAUGCUCAUUUAGUCGUUUACAAACAUCGAGAUCCCCAAAAGAAAGUCAAUCCAGAUCAAAUUCACAUGGUUUACAUUUUAGAAAGUCCUUAUCAUUACGGAAAUCUUAAUGGUCCCUUUGAUUGGACUUCAACAUAUCGACGUGAUAGUGACAUUGUCGCUCCAUACGGUCAAUGGGAGUAUUACGAUCGACGUGUAACGCAACUUCCUCAACGAGAAAAUUAUGCUUCGGGCAAGACGAAAAAAGUUGCGUGGUUUGUUUCGAAUUGUCACGCGCAAAACAAUCGACUUGAGUAUGCCAAAGAAUUAAAUAAAACCAUUUCCGUUGAUAUUUAUGGAGCUUGCGGCACCGAAGACUUGGAUUGUCCUCGAAACGAAGAAGAAAAGUGUCUGCAAAUGUUGGAAAAAGAUUACAAAUUCUACUUGGCUUUUGAAAAUUCAAAUUGUCGUGACUAUGUAACGGAAAAAGUCUUUCUCAAUUCGUUACAGCGAAACAUUUUGCCGAUCGUGAUGGGUGCAAAUGCCGAAGAUUAUCAGAAAAUGUUGCCCGACAAAUCUUUCAUUCACGUGGAUGACUUCGAAACAGCGGCACAUUUGGGAGCUUAUCUGAAUUUGUUGGAUCAGGAUGACGCACUUUACAAUUCGUAUUUCAAAUGGAAAGGAACUGGAGAGUUCAUUGCAGCUGAUUAUUGGUGUCGCGUGUGUGCAAUGAUUCACAUUCCAAACAAAGAUAAGAGUAAAUAUAGUUUAAGCGACGUUAGUUUUAGAGAAUGGUGGCAAGGAAAAGGAGUUUGUACGAGCAAGAGAAGAAAAUCAAAGAAAAAGGCAAAAAUUAAAUUACAAAAGUGAAAAUAUUGCAAUACAGUAUACAUCACUCGAUAUCAACAAUUCAUCGAAAAAUAAAUACCAUGAGAUUUUUUGAUGGUUUUGUGUUAGUUAGGCCUAAAAUAAUCGAAAAACCCUAAAUUUAAAAUUCUAAAAUGAGCUGAAUUGUUUCUAUAGAUUUUCAGUGAGAUCAGGUAUGUCAAAGAGGUACUUUAAUGUACCCAAAUGCACUGAAAAAUGUUUAAAAUCUCAAAAGCUCGUUCCAGAAUUUUGAAUUUAGGUUUUUUCGACUUCUUUAAGCCAAACUAACACAAAACCAUAAAAAAAUGCCAUUUAUUUUUCGAUGAAAUGCUGAUAUCGGGUGAUGUGUGUAUUGAAGUUCGUCUCAUACAAAAAAAAUGAAGAAAAUCAAAUAAAAAAAUCAAAGAAACAUUGAUUGAAAUGAGAAAUGACAAAGAAUUUUCAAGACAACAAACAGCUGUCAUAUAAUGUACAUAUUUGUUUUAUCUAAAAUAUUUACAAAUACGUCUCACCUUGACUCAAAAACUGUAAAACUUACAAAAUUUACUGCCUUUUGUAACACUUGCUAUUAAGAACUCGCUGUUAAAAGUACUUUUAGAUCCAAAAAAGA